Molecule: messenger RNA, 3328 nt
Organism: Brienomyrus brachyistius
Lineage: Eukaryota; Metazoa; Chordata; Actinopteri; Osteoglossiformes; Mormyridae
Exons: 16
Coding region: 473-1765 (430 amino acids)
Molecular function (GO): protein binding
Source: RefSeq, a predicted model, not a curated record
AUAAAAUAAUGAAUACUAAUAUAAACGCUAACAGUAUGUAAUUCAACAUACGUAGAGUCUACAUGCUGUUUGUAAAUCACGGCAAAAAAUAGAUUAUCAAUGCAACUUGAGCCAAUGUCUGGUCAUUCUUAGAAUAUCACGUAUCACUCUACAAACAGGAAUGAUGAUUAUAGUAAAAUUAUAGUUUUAUAAUUGUCUGCAAGGGGCUGCCAAAAUUUAUUUUAUUUUUUUAUUUUUUGCUACAGCAUAGAUACUACUACGACUCGUAUCAUUUUAAUGAAAGCAGUCUCAUCACUUACACGAAGAAACGGGAACGCAUGAUCAGUCAGACAUGUAAACAGAGAAAUAUUUUAUACGAUCAGAGAGAGGGAGGGGAGAGAAAGUUACGGUGACGGUAUGUUGCUUUUGCGGAAGGGUGGCGCACAUUCAGUUUGAUCGCUAUUAAGAUCAACCUACCGUGUCGGGCACGAAAAUGUCCACUAAAGAUCCACUAUUGAGCGCACUUAAAGUGUGUAUUCUCAGUCUUAAAUCAGAGAGGGGCGUAAUAAUAGACUCCAACCCUGAACUGUCCUCCUGCUGUCAGUUAUUGGAGCUCAUUCUUCGCAAGGGGCUUCAGCAGCCGGUCCUUGGGUUUGUGCAGAGGGAUUACUGGCACUGUGUGGAACAGCUUCCCCAGGUGGACUCCUGUGGAAGCAGGCUGAGCCUAAUCUCUUUGGCUCUGGAACAGACAUCUGCUUGCAAGAAGCUCUUGACAGCGCAGGGCAGGGGGCGGUAUUUCCUAAGGCUGGCCCUUGAGAGAAGGAUUUUGGGAAAUGUAGUUCAGCACCUUUCACACACAAGCAAGCUGUUGGAGUGGUACAAUCCUACUAUUUCUAUUGUCAGAAAUGAUGAGUUUAUGGAACCAUUCCUGUCUUUACUGCUUGUCCUUUCUGAACUGGAGUUCAACCUUAACAUCAAGAACUGCAGCUUUUUGGAUGACAGCUGGCUGUUGCCGGUAUGCGAUGUUUAUGAGGUGGUACCAUGCCGGAAACUGGGAAUGGUACUCAGAUACCUUGGGGGACGCGUCUUCGUGUUGGACCUGAUUGAGGGCAGCCAGGCGCAGGUAGACGGGUGUGUACAGCCCGGUGACAUCAUCGACGAAAUCAACGGCAUAUCCCUGAGGAACGCCUCCAACGGACAGGCAGGCACAGUGCUGGCGCAGCUGAGGGGCGCCCCGCUGUCCCUGCGAGUGCUGCGAUGGAGGGCCGAGGAUGGAUCAGUGUACCGGCCUGUGGUCAGACACCUGCAGGAACUUCAGCAGGAGAAUCCGUCGCUGCAGCUGCACCCCACCUCCCUGUCCCCGCCACGACAGGAGUCCCAGUGCCUGAGGGAUGGGCGGAUCGUGUACAUCGUGCAGUAUUUGGGAAAAGCCAGCGUCGGAAUGUGUGGGGGAAAGGAAGUGCUGCAGCGUGGGGUUGCUCUGGUCCUGGAUCAGAAUCAGCCCAGAAAGGUGGUGCUAUUGGACCUGAAGGAGACACAUGUGACCUGCAUGGAGAAGGAGACGAAACAAGAGAUUUUCCAGCAUCACUACCCAGAGAUUUCCUGUGUGGGGAGAUACAACCAAUCAGAUCACACGAUUUUUGCCUUCUGUGUCGCGGACUGCCUGGAAACCCCCCAGUCAAGAAGCUUCAGCUGCCUGGCAAUGCAUGCAGGAUCCGCUCAGGAAUGCGAAGCUAUCGUCACCCGGAUAGCCAUUGGUUUCAAGCACACAGAGGGGUUUGUCUGAGAUGGCCGAACAGAUACUAGCCUCACCACUGGCAGCGUCGAAGUUCAUUGUUAACUUGAGAUGUGAGUUCAAUACCCUAAACUGUAUACUAGCUAUACCAUACCAACUACAAUUGCUGUUUGCAUUGACCUGAAACUACCUGUCCGUCUCGUGUGUUGACAGUAGUUGUUGCCAUUCCUCACUGCUCCAUAAGGUUCAGAACGAAGCAGCAUCGGUUUACAGACACUUCAGCUAACUGGAACACAGGACACUUUUAAAGGAAUUUAAUAGAAAGACAAUGUGACACAUAUUUGUAGCUGCCAAAGUUUACAUUGGAAAAAUAUAAAAAGCAGCCCUGAAUACAACAAGUCUGCACAAUGUUUGCAUUCACCCACUUUUGUUCCUAACACCGUGCAAGAGAUGCUGGGUGACGGCUCAAGUGGAGAUUAUUGCAUGAGGGAUCCUGCUGGGAUUCCCUAGAGGCUGGAAGAGGGAAACAGACACCUAUAUGCAUACACACACCAUGACAAUAGCACAGAUCCAUCCCAGGGCCACUUGAAAGGAUUUACAACCCGGUUUUGUGUGAAACACCCCCCCAAAUUCCUAUUGACCACCUAAAGGGCGACAUCUAAUGUACUUACAUCAACCCAAUACAUGCAAAGAGCUCGUCUCAGACAACCACAAACUAUUAAAUCAAAUCCCUGCACCAUCUCUACCUUAAACCUAUGGCACAGUACCCGCGUGACACGCUGUACACAUCUAACUCAAUGGAAUGAUAAUUACAGCGACUUUGUUCUUGUCUUAAAUACAUCUUCUUAAAAAAAUGAAUGAAACUGAACGUCCAAAGUGGUAAAUAAAAGCAUGAUAAAUAUUCUGCGGGCACCCAAAAGGGUGCCAUCUAAGCCCUCUCCCCUCUUAUCCGGCGAGCCAGCUGGAUAUCUUUGGGCAUGAUGGUCACCCUCUUGGCGUGAAUGGCACACAAGUUUGUGUCCUCGAACAGCCCAACAAGGUAUGCUUCACUGGCUUCCUGAUGGAGAGAAAGAAAAAAAAAUUGCUUUUGCAUUCAUUGCACCUAAAACAAGGGGACGUGUCAAAUAAGUGAUAAUGUAAUGGAUUAAUCUAUAUCAGUUAAUUACUCGCUUGUUACCUGGAGAGCCCCAAUCGCAGCACUCUGAAAACGCAGGUCAGUCUUGAAGUCCUGGGCAAUUUCCCUGACCAGUCGCUGGAAGGGAAGCUUCCGGAUGAGCAGCUCUGUUGACUUCUGGUAACGCCUGAUCUCUCUCAGAGCCACAGUUCCAGGCCUGGUUUUGGGAAGCAAGGUUAAUUAGCACAUCAAUUAAGAUGAAAAUUGUCAAUUGUAAUUUUCGUAUGCAAGUAUGUAAGGAGAAAAGACAUUAAACUUGUAAAAGCACCUCUAACGUGGAAUUGUGUCGCACAAAACCAACCUGUAACGAUGAGGCUUCUUCACACCACCAGUAGAGGGCGCGCUUUUCCUAGCAGCUUUGGUCGCCAGUUGCUUCCUUGGCGCCUUUCCUCCAGUAGACUUACGAGCGGUCUGCUUGGUACGAGCCAUAUCUUACCUUU